GCCUUGCUUUCGAAAGGAUGGUGAUUGUGGAGCGUAGCCAGAGUAGAGUUAGGCGUAUAUAAGGCCCCUCGGCCCGGCCCAAGUCAGUCAUUCACCGGACUACCAGCCCACCAUACACACACCAAACAUGAAGGCCUUUAUUGUGUUCGCCUGUCUGGCAGUGGCGACGGCCCGCGCCGGAAUCGCUCACGGAGGUGGCUACGCUCUGGGUGGUGGACAUGGUGGGAUCGGUCUCGGAGGCGUUGGUCUCGGAGGCGUUGGUCUCGGAGGCGUUGGUCUCGGAGGCGUCGGUCUCGGAGGUGGAGGUGUUGGCCUGGCCGUCGGAGGAGGUGCUAGUCUCACCGGUGGACUCGCGGCAGGUGCUGGUGCCGCCAGAUCUCUGCAAGAUGGAGCGUCCAGCUUGGCUUCCCCAGCCCUUGGUGCCAGCUACGCUGCUGGAUCCGCGGCGGCGGCUGGUGCUGCUGGUGUACAACAAAUCGUCUCUGGUGGAGUGAUCGGAGGCAGGGCUGACAUUGGACCCGCUGAAGGACCCAAGGCUAACGUUGGACCCCAAACCGGCCCCUCUGACAUCGUUGGACCCCAAGAAGGUGCCAAGAACGUUGGUGGACCUCGUACCGGGCCAGCUGGUCUCGUUGGACCCGCCACUGGUCCAUUCACCGCUGUCGGUGCCUCUGCUGGUACCUCCACCCUUGUGGGAGGAUCUCAGGGUCGCGCUAACUUGGUUGGACCAUCCUACGGUGGUGUUGCCUUCUACGCUGGAAGCGGUAACAUCAACGGUGACGACGGAAGCUCUGGCUCUGCUGCUGCUGCUGCGCCAUCUGGCCUUGCCGGUCUUAGCGGUGCUGGUGCCAUCGCUGUUGUCGGAGGUGGUGGUGGAAUCGCUGGCGGAAUCGGCGGACACGACGGUGGUGUUGCUGUGAUCAACGGCCCAUCUGGCGCCAUCCACGCCGGACUCGGCUCCCACGGAGCUAUCAUCCCCGGGGGACUCGGCAAGUACUAGACGUUCUAAAGCCCCAGCGAUCUCGGCUCGGCGACGGCGGCAAACCCACCACAGUCACAUACCGGUCUCGAACGAUCCUCAAACGCGCUCAACGGUCUUCUUCCCAAAGCUUCGUCCAAUCUGGGAACAUGGUGAAUAACGCCGGCGUUAGUGGUGUAGUCGGUAUAUAGUCGGAAUAUUAAUCACAAGUCCAGUCGGUAUAUAUCGAGACACGAUACGAAGCGCGAGACGGAAGCCCGGCAUUGUUGGGCCGUGCUAUCACUUCCACGAUCACGGGCUUAGAUCUCCCCGGGAAGUGUAGAACCGUGGAACCGGCCAUUCGUGAUCCGCGGUUUCGUCUCGUUCUAUCCCUCCGUCGACGAAACCACUCGUCCCCAUCUAGUAAGACGAGGCACGGGUCAAAUUUAGUCAAUUUCCAUUCAUCAAUUGUACGCGACAGAGGUAGCCGAACGGAGCCGCGAUUGCCAGCCACGGCUAACAGUUCCGUGACGACGAUUUACAUCUACGUCGCGAUCUAUCACGUCGACAAAGCCCGAUCGACGAAACGAUCGGCAAUUGGUUCAGCGGUCGAUGCUUUCGUCCUACGAACGAUCCUGAGUCAGUCGCGCCAACACACAGAACGAACAAGUAAAACGAACAACGGAAACACGUUCGACCCGGCCGCCUCCGCCAUGGAUCCAAAGUGGACAAGCUUUGGCGCUUCGUCGUUGGACCAACUGGGUCUGUUCUGUUUUCUGAACACCCACCGUUGCUCCGGCAGCACUCUUAUAUUUUUUUUUUUAUUUUCACUUACGUCUUCCACCAAUCGUAAGGCCGCCGCUCUUCACACACACAUAUAUUUACUAUUCUCUCUCUUUUUUUUCUUUUCUCUCUUCCGAUGAGACCGAACGCUACCGAUCCUGAUAGGUUCGUUAGAAAUAGGUCUCACAAGUUGUUAUACUCACUGCCGCACUCUCAAGCAUACAUAUUAUUAUUUACAUUACUCGUCCAUGCGCAUAUAUAUGUUCUCUCUUUAUAUAUAUAUAUACAUGUAUACAUACUAUUACUAUUACUUCCUUCGCGUAUAUAUAUAUACAUGAACGCAUUGCCACACGCGCGCACACACACACACUAUUGCUAUAUGUGUACUCGUAUAUAUACACACAUUACACAUAUAUUAUAUAAUCGUGUUAUAUGUUAGCGAAAGAGAGAGACCGGUAGAUUAUGGUAGGUCAGCCCUUCCCGUGAGUGAAUGAAUGUAAAUAGAUGGCGCGCCGCUGCCGGCCCCCGACCCCGCCCGCCCUCGUCAUACCCUUUCUUUGCGAUCACGACUAGCACCCCACCACCACCAUAGAUAGAUACCACAUAUUUAUAGCGUUUAUACAUUUAUACAAUACUUUAUAUAAAAUAAAGCAUCAGUAUUUAAAA
This is a messenger RNA of Osmia lignaria (orchard mason bee), 2407 nucleotides long. It is a transcript of the gene apd-3l, whose product is annotated as apidermin 3 like. The record is from RefSeq and is a predicted model, not a curated record. Lineage: Eukaryota; Metazoa; Arthropoda; Insecta; Hymenoptera; Megachilidae.